UGAAAAUGAGUGAGUAAAACGUAUUUAAAGGUUGAUAUCAACAUUAGUUAAGGUUAAUUUCAUUGAAAACAUAAUCGAUGGAAGCAAAAAAACAGCCUUAACAUUUGUUUUAGCAUAAAGUGUUUACUUAAAUUAUUUUUUUCAUUAUUUCAGUCAAUAGCUGGUUCAGUUUCAAUUGAACAGUUGAUUAACACAUAAAGAUGCAGCUAUUCAAUUUUCAUCAAUGUUUAUUGUUUGCUUUACCCUUGUUGUUCAUUGCAAGUUGUAUCGCGUGUAACCACAACAAUAACAAUACUUCAAUCAACAAAUCAACUGAUAAGCCAAAAGGAACCCAUGAAAGGGAAGAAAUUCCCGAUUCUAAGGUAAAUGAAACAUCAACUACAACUACAACCACAACUACGACAACCACGACAACGACAACAACACCAAAGCCAUCAACAACAGCAAAAACAACGACAACAGAGGCAAAUAACUCUGACAAUCCACCAAAAGAUUCAGAUAAAGUGUUGAUAUGUUAUUACGGAUCAUGGGCUGUCUAUCGACCUGGUAAUGGUAAAUUUGCCGUUGAAAAUAUUGACCCCUUCUUGUGUACUCAUAUCAUCUAUUCAUUUGCUGGUUUGGGCAAUCAAGCAAUUAAACCCUUGGAUCCAUGGAAUGAUUUGCCCGAUAAUUAUGGUAAAGGUGCAUACAUUAGGUUUGUCAAUUUGAAAAAAGUGAAUCCAAAAUUGAAAACAUUGAUUGCCAUUGGAGGUUGGAAUGAAGGUUCAGUUAAAUAUUCAAGUAUGGCUGCUGAUCCAUCUGCGAGAUCGACCUUUGUUCAAUCAGUUUUAGCCUUUUUGGAAAAGUACAACUUUGAUGGACUCGAUGUUGAUUGGGAAUAUCCAGCUUCUCGAGGUGGUAAACCCGAAGACAGGUCAAACUUUGCCCUCUUAUUGAAGGAUCUUAAAGAAGCUUUCAAACCCAAAGGUUACCUAUUGACUGCGGCUGUUUCAGCUGGAAAAUGGAACAUUGAUCCAGCUUAUGAUGUUCCAAAAGUUUCUGAAUAUCUUGAUUACAUUAAUGUAAUGUGCUAUGAUUACCAUGGAGGCUGGGAGGACAAAACUGGUCAUAAUGCACCGUUAUAUGCAAGGCCAAGUGAAGUUGCCAAUGAAAGGUUGAAUAAUGUCAAUUUUUCAGUUAAUUAUUGGCUUUCUCAAGGAGCAUCUAAAUCAAAACUGGUCAUGGGUAUGGCAACGUACGGUCGAUCAUUCACCUUAGCAAAGGAGCAGGAUAACGGUUUAGGUGAGCCAGCGCCACAAAAAGGUCAAGCAGGACCUUAUACUAGAGAAGCCGGUUCUUUAGGAUACAACGAGAUAUGUGAAUCACAACAGAAAACAUCUUGGACUAUUGUUCGUGAUCCUCAUAUAAUGGCCCCUUAUGCUUACUCUGGUCGACAAUGGGUUGGUUAUGAUGAUGUUGAGUCCAUCAUUUUGAAAACUCGUUUGAUCAAUCAAAUGGGAUUGGCUGGAGGAAUGGUUUGGUCUCUUGAAACAGAUGACUUCCUUGGUACUUGUGGUCAAACUAAAUUCCCUUUAAUCAAAGCAAUAAAAAGUGAACUAGAAUCUGGUAACUGUUACAUUCCUGAUAUUAAAGAUGAACCCGAGAUCACCGAGAAGAAGUCUAUAACUCCAAAAGCAACAUCAACUGUUUCAUGGUCUGUAUCAACUGCUUCUCCAUCAACAGUCACAUCAUCACCAAAAACAACAACCACGACGAUGAAAACAACAACGAAAACAACCGAACCGGCCAAAAGUAAACCCUCAACAUCAAGUCCAUCGGACAAGGAAAAUGAGACGGGCAACGAGAAAGAAAUUAUUUGUAAAUCAUCUGGAAUGUUCCGUAAUCCUAAGGACUGUGCAAAGUUUUACAGAUGUGUUGAAAUGGGAACCCGAUUUUACAAAUACGAUUACAAUUGUCCAUACGAAACUGUUUUUGAUCCAGAGACUCAGAUUUGUAUUUGGCCUGAUUCAGUACCAGAAUGUCGAAACUAUUAUUCACAAAAUGAGAUUGCUGGAUCAUCUUUAAAGCGAGCUUAAAUUCAUCAACAAUUCACCAAUCAUCAUCACCAAAAAAAGGUUUCAUUGUCAUUAUCACAGUAAAUACAAUAAUUUCGAAGCGUAAUGAAAUAUUUCUCUUUGAACACAGUUAAAUCUUAUUUAAUGCAUACAACAUCAAUUGUUUUCACAUUUAAUUUUUGGACGACAAAAUCGUUUGAUUAAGCGCCAUCUGUGGUUGUCGAAGCUAAACUUUUGAAUAUUUUUGCAUUGAAUAAGAUAUUCUGUAAAUGCCAUUAUCGGAACGCUUUAUUGAUUGGUAAACUUCAUCUUCAAUUCCAAAAGUGCCAAAAUCCUAUAAUCUACUCAUGUUUACAUGAAAACACACAAACGCCGUCUGAAUUCACAUGGUGCCAAAGUAAAAGAUUAAGCCUUGAUAGUUGAUUGCUUCACUUGGCAAUAUAUUGACUCAUUUGACUAAUAAAAAUGACAAAUUGAGAAAAUUUUGUCUAAAGCGAAACAAUCAAACCAAAGGUUAAUCUUUUUGGGUUUUGUUUUAACACAAAAAAAUACAACCAGCUACAAAAAUCAAACUGCUAUUGGGAACUAAUCAAUGAUUAUUGGGUAAAUCGAAUGGAAAUCUUAUUUUAAUAAGGGUUUACCUCUUGAAAUCGACAUUAUUUUUGGGACUUUCUUCCUUAAUGGCUUCAUUAUAAUAUUCAAUUUAUUGUGUUAUUAAGUUUAUGCAACUUAUUCUGAUCUCUGUUAAAUAAUCAUCAUUAAUACACUAUUUAAUGAUCAUCAAAAAAUGAACUUAUCAAUGUUGGAUUUGCAUUUACAUUUGUAAUUUAUAUAUGCCUUUGAUAGUCUAACAGAAAAGCUAAAAGUUAAACUAAUAAAUGCUUGAUCAAAAUCAAA
Molecule: messenger RNA, 2951 nt
Organism: Tetranychus urticae (two-spotted spider mite)
Lineage: Eukaryota; Metazoa; Arthropoda; Arachnida; Trombidiformes; Tetranychidae
Product: chitinase-3-like protein 1
Biological process (GO): carbohydrate metabolic process; chitin catabolic process
Cellular component (GO): extracellular region
Molecular function (GO): chitinase activity; chitin binding
Source: RefSeq, a predicted model, not a curated record